Messenger RNA from Diaporthe batatas, 1050 nucleotides. RefSeq lists its product as uncharacterized. Gene Ontology annotation, molecular function: GTPase activity. The record is from RefSeq and is a predicted model, not a curated record. The transcript has 3 exons. Gene Ontology annotation, cellular component: cytoplasm. Bases 1 to 1050 code for a protein of 349 amino acids. NCBI's taxonomy places the organism in Eukaryota, Fungi, Ascomycota, Sordariomycetes, Diaporthales, Diaporthaceae.
AUGCCGUUCGCACAGCUUGUCUUGGGCAGCCCAGGCGCUGGGAAGAGUACCUAUUGCGACGGCAUGCACCAGUUCAUGGGCGCAAUAGGCAGACAGUGUUCAGUUGUUAAUCUCGACCCUGCGAACGACAAGACAAGUUAUCCAUGCGCUCUAGACAUCCGCGACCUCGUCACGUUGGAGGAGAUCAUGGGCAACGACAACCUGGGGCCGAACGGCGGGGUUCUCUACGCCCUCGAGGAGCUGGAACAUAAUUUUGAGUGGCUCGAGGAGGGGCUGAAAGAGUUGGGCGAGGAUUAUAUUCUCUUCGACUGUCCCGGCCAGGUCGAGCUCUACACGCAUCACAACUCCUUACGCAACAUCUUCUUUAAGCUCCAGAAGAUGGGGUUCCGGUUGGUCGUCCUACACCUCUCCGACAGUUUCUGCUUGACCCAGCCUUCACUCUACCUGUCCAACCUCUUGCUCGCGCUCCGAGCCAUGCUGCAGAUGGAUCUGCCACACAUCAACGUCCUCACCAAGAUCGACAAAGUCUCAUCAUAUGACCCGUUGCCUUUCAAUCUCGAUUUUUACACCGAAGUGCAAGAUCUCUCGUAUCUCCUGCCGAGCCUUGAGGAAGAGUCGCCUGCGCUGCGAAGCGAAAAGUUCAAGGCGCUAAACGAAGCGGUCGCAAAUCUGGUGGAAAGCUUUGCCUUGGUUCAGUUCGAGGUUCUGGCUAUCGAGAACAAGAAGAGUGUGAUGCACUUACUGAAAGUAAUCGACCGUGCAGGCGGAUAUGUUUUCGGGGGCGCGGAGGGAGCCAACGACACUGUCUGGCAGGUUGCGAUGCGAAACGAACCGUCCAUGCUUGAUGUCGAGGACAUACAAGAGCGAUGGGUUGACCAGAAGGAUGAGUAUGAUGCAGCUGAGGCUAAGGUGGAGGAAGAACAGGCCAGGCUCAGAGAAGAGAGCGCGGGCCCGAUGGGACAGGCUGGUGUUGAUGACCCUGAUUUCGACGACAUGCCCAUGCCGCUUGCUUCAGAGUUAGGCGUCAAGGUUACUCGGAAGAAGAAAUGA